This is a messenger RNA of Oreochromis aureus, 582 nucleotides long. RefSeq names its product small nuclear ribonucleoprotein polypeptide E (gene snrpe). The transcript has 5 exons. Gene Ontology annotation, molecular function: RNA binding. Gene Ontology annotation, cellular component: precatalytic spliceosome; U4/U6 x U5 tri-snRNP complex; U4 snRNP. Gene Ontology annotation, biological process: mRNA splicing, via spliceosome; spliceosomal snRNP assembly. The record is from RefSeq and is a predicted model, not a curated record. NCBI's taxonomy places the organism in Eukaryota, Metazoa, Chordata, Actinopteri, Cichliformes, Cichlidae. The coding region runs from base 142 to 420 and encodes 92 amino acids.
CGUGCUGGUACUGGCAGAGCACGCGAAAGGAAACCCGCCAUUGAAGACGUCUCACAACGUGAGAGUUUCGUUGUAGUGCACUCUUAAGAAAAGGUGCAAUUUUUUUCAGCAUAUACCUACAGCUGGUAUUUAGUUGGAGGAAUGGCAUACAGAGGACAAGGACAGAAGGUCCAGAAGGUUAUGGUGCAGCCCAUUAAUCUCAUUUUCAGGUACCUGCAAAAUCGCUCACGGAUCCAAGUUUGGUUGUAUGAACAGGUGAACAUGCGGAUAGAAGGCUGCAUUAUUGGUUUCGAUGAGUACAUGAAUCUGGUUCUAGACGAUGCUGAGGAAGUCCACAUGAAGACUAAGAACAGAAAACCAUUGGGGAGGAUCAUGUUGAAAGGAGACAACAUUACCUUGCUGCAGAGUGUGUCCAACUGAGGCGAGAAUGGAGACAUCUACAAACUUCAACUUUUGCAGAAGCAAUUGGGUUUUUUUUUUUCUUCAGAGAUUAAGUGUUUGUGUUUAUGACAUGAAUAUUGUAAUUGUUUCUUUCUACCACAUGGAUCUGUUUGGAGAAUAAAGUUUUUUCUUCUUCUUACA